Molecule: messenger RNA, 1046 nt
Organism: Tripterygium wilfordii
Lineage: Eukaryota; Viridiplantae; Streptophyta; Magnoliopsida; Celastrales; Celastraceae
Product: transcription factor MYB2-like
Exons: 3
Coding region: 102-896 (264 amino acids)
Biological process (GO): regulation of DNA-templated transcription
Cellular component (GO): nucleus
Molecular function (GO): sequence-specific DNA binding; DNA-binding transcription factor activity
Source: RefSeq, a predicted model, not a curated record
UGUUAGGUUGUCAUAGAGUUGGGGUCCUGGGGAGACGAAAGCUUGACCAAAGCUAGUUUAAUUUGCUAUAUAUAGUGUUUUGUUUUGGGUCUUGAUUUUAGAUGACUAUUAGUUGGGGUUGGGGAGUGAUGGCAGGGUAUUUGGGUUGGGGUCUUAUUGAAGAGGGUUGGAGGAAGGGGCCUUGGACAGCUGAGGAAGACAGGUCGCUCAUUGAGUAUGUGAAAUUACAUGGUGAAGGAAGAUGGAACUCUGUGGCUAGGCUUACAGGAUUGAAAAGAAAUGGAAAGAGCUGCAGAUUGAGGUGGGUGAAUUAUUUGAGGCCAGACCUUAAGAAGGGACAAAUAACUCCACAUGAAGAGAGUAUUAUACUAGAACUGCAUGCUAGAUGGGGGAACAGGUGGUCGAAAAUUGCGCGGAAUUUGCCAGGGAGAACAGAUAAUGAGAUUAAGAAUUAUUGGAGGACCCAUUUCAGGAAGAAGACCAAACUGUCUCCUGAUAGUUCCAAAAAGGCCAAAACUCACCUUUCGAAGAGGCAACAGUUUCAGAAGCAGCAGCAGCAACAGCAGCAGCAGCAACAAUUGCAGCUACAACAGCUCAAUCAAUUGAACAUCAAGAGAAUCAUGUCCUUAUUACUUGAAGAUGAUACGAAUAGUGACCAGAAAGCAGAAUCGGGAGUACUAGUUCACUUGCCAAGGCAAGAAAUGGCCACUGGUACUAGUAAUGGGAGGAGUAGUGACCAUGACCAGGCCUCUAAUAACUGUGAGGAGAGUUUAUGGGAUGGCUUGUGGAACUUGGAUGAUAUGCAUGGGAAUUUUUGUGUGGGAUGUGCACCUGCAACUGCAAGCAAAGCUAGUAGUACUGGUAGAGUGCAGAAUUUAGUUGCUCCUUUUUGCUAACUUAAAUAUUAUGUUGCUUUAAUGAAUGUUUUCAAACUUGGGUUGUAUUGUAGUUCUAGCAAAAGUAUUAUGGACUCUUCUUAGUUCUUACUGUGAUAAAGCAAUCUAAUUAAGUCUGCAUGGAAAUAAGUAAUUGUCUAUGUUAAGCAA